Molecule: messenger RNA, 1287 nt
Organism: Humulus lupulus (European hop)
Lineage: Eukaryota; Viridiplantae; Streptophyta; Magnoliopsida; Rosales; Cannabaceae
Product: probable transcription factor KAN4
Exons: 6
Coding region: 1-1110 (369 amino acids)
Molecular function (GO): DNA binding; DNA-binding transcription factor activity
Source: RefSeq, a predicted model, not a curated record
AUGGUAGAACUGGGUGAUAAUAUUGAUGAUGAUACUUAUGUUAGUCCAGUGUCUUCUCUUGAGAAUGACAAUGGGGAACACACUUCAGAAUCACCUACUUCGGGUAUAAUUAGAUCAUCAUCAUCAUCAUCGAGUUAUCAACGGCUAAUGAUGGAUCAUCAUCGUCACGAAAAUUUGACAGAAUUGAAAACUUCGGCGGUGAGGCCUUAUAUUCGGUCGAAAAUGCCUCGGCUUCGCUGGACGCCGGAUCUUCACCGAUGCUUUGUGCAUGCUGUUGAACGCCUUGGAGGAGAAGAUAGAGCCACUCCAAAGAUGGUGUUGCAGAUAAUGGAUGUCCAGGGGCUUACCAUAUCUCACGUGAAGAGCCAUCUUCAGAUGUACAGGAGCAUGAAGCAUGAGCAACUUAUUCAAGCUAUGGCAGGGGAGAACAAUAAUAAGACAAUGGCACUCUUCCACCAACAUUCAAACUACUAUUCCUCUUCACAUUUGGACCUAACGAAUAAGUCUCAACCCAAUUACUUCCAAAGAAACAAUAAUUGCAAUGACUUAAGCUUGACAAGCUUUUCAGUGUCUGCUUAUAAUAAGAAUAAUUAUGGGACUACUCAUCAUGGCAAGGAAGAAGAGCUCGAGAUUAAUUCCAACAGCAAUAUCAAUCCAGGAGUACAAUGGAAAGACAAACAAGAUAUGUGGAGUGGGAAGAAAGUGAUGAUGAGAGACCCGUCAUUAUGUUCUCAAGUACCAAAUAAAAGAUGGGAAUAUUGGGAAAAGAAGCCCAAUUCCUAUAUCAUCUUCAAGGAUCUACUCAAAAGAUGCACCGCUCAUGAUCAAGAGAGCAUAAUCAUUAAUGGAAAAGAAAAAGAUAUAGAAGCAGGGAACAGAUCAGUUAAUAAUAUUAUGCGCAAUCAUCAUAAGUUGGAGUAUAAUAAAGCUACUACUACUACUACUGCUGCAAACCACAUACUAGACGACGACGCAGUAACGUCUCUUUCGCUGAACACUUCUACAACUUAUUCCCACCAGUUGCUUUGCCUUGCCAAUGCCAACAACUCUGAUGCCAAUGAUGUCUCUCUUGAGCUUACUCUUACUCUUGCUUCACCUUCAUCCAUAUAGUGUGAUUAUAUUAUAUUAUAUAUAUAAAUAAACUCUACACACUACAUGAUUAUAUAUAUGUCGACAAGUAUAUAUAUUGACAACUUGUGUUGUGUACUGUCAUGAAUUAGAACAUCUCUAGCUAGUAAGUACUUCUCUCUUUGCUUUAUUUUUAUUUUCCUAGUGGAUGGAAUAAUA